GUCCUCUCAGCUCGCAAACGAGACUUGGUAGUUAACAACGCCAAAGGAAAUCGUCCACAGGCUGCCCGCGAGCUAACAGAAGAUGAAGAGGACUUGUUGUUUCAAACCAGUCAGUUUAGGGAAGACGACCCCGAAGUUCUCCAGCGCACGGUAUGGUGGGUGCUGUCUUUGCAUUUCGGGUUUAGAGCUCGAGACGAGUGUCGAAGACUGCAGUAGGGUGAUAUAGCAGUAGAAGAUGAUCCAGUUAGUGGAAAGCAGGUCCUCGUGUGGAAAGCCGAACGAGGAUCAAAAACAAGACAAGGAGACGGCCACUGCAGGGCUUUUAGUCCAAAAGCCCUCGCCACCAACACCGAGCGCUGUCCAGUUCGUCUAUAUCUUAAGUUUGAAAGCCAUCGUCCUGACGAAAUGAAGAAACCCGACGCCCCUUUUUUCCUGGCAGUAAACCAUAGCAGAGCGCCUGACAAUCCGGUCUGGUACAAUCGAGCAGCUCUUGGAAAAAACAAGAUCGGAGAAUUUUUGACGAAAGCGGCUAAAAAUGCAGGGCUGCCAGGAAAUGUAACCAACCAUUCUGUGAGGAAAACGUGCAUUUCAAGGCUGAUGGAUGCUGAGGUUCCUGUUAAUUAUGGAGCACAACUGAGUGGGCAUAAGAACCUAAAAAGCUUAGGUUCUUAUAAGAGAGCUUCAGACGAACACCAGGGCAAGAUGUCUUUGGUUUUGAGCAGCGGCAAGAAGAAAUCUCCCAUCUUCUCAAACGCUGUACCAGUUAAACCAGCAGUCAAAGCCUGGGAGCUAGAGCCAUUCAAACAGCAAGAAAAAAAGCAAGCUUCUUUGGGCGAAGAGCAAGGCUUCUCUGGCCUUUUCACCGGUUCCAACAUCAGAAGUAUCGAGGGAUGCACGUUUAAUUUUUUAUUCAACAGUGCACCUUGCAGCAGUAGCGAAAACAUCAAUCAGUCAAAGCCGCGAAAAGCCACGUUAUUAUUUCAGAUUAAGUUAAAGUUUCCUCAUGAAGUUAGAUUUAUCAAAUUUAUUACCAGUAAAACAAGUUUUAAGUCGUUAGGAACGGUAAACUUCGCCGUGUUAGCGUCCUUCAUCCAUAUUAAUUAA
Messenger RNA from Orbicella faveolata, 1104 nucleotides. Its product is annotated as zinc finger MYM-type protein 2-like. The record is from RefSeq and is a predicted model, not a curated record. NCBI's taxonomy places the organism in Eukaryota, Metazoa, Cnidaria, Anthozoa, Scleractinia, Merulinidae.